Nematolebias whitei (Rio pearlfish) is the source of this 2206-nucleotide messenger RNA. RefSeq names its product RAR-related orphan receptor B (gene rorb). The record is from RefSeq and is a predicted model, not a curated record. Gene Ontology annotation, biological process: regulation of transcription by RNA polymerase II. Gene Ontology annotation, molecular function: nuclear receptor activity; RNA polymerase II cis-regulatory region sequence-specific DNA binding; zinc ion binding. Gene Ontology annotation, cellular component: nucleus. The coding region runs from base 278 to 1696 and encodes 472 amino acids. NCBI's taxonomy places the organism in Eukaryota, Metazoa, Chordata, Actinopteri, Cyprinodontiformes, Rivulidae. The transcript is spliced from 10 exons.
AGAGCGCAGAUGUCAUGAGGAGAGCCGCCGCUCGACCAGCGCAGUCCGACCGAGCCCAGCCCGCCUGCACGCGCCCCGCUCUGGGAUGCUUUUAGCGCACACGCGCUCCCACUCAGGGCCGCCGGUGGAUUCACGCCAUCCUCGCUCUCUCCAUCCUUGUUGUUGUUGUUAAAACGAGGACCAGCAGCCCCUCCACCCCCUCUCUAAAGCGUUUAUUUGUAUUUCUUCAUGACUGCUGCGUUGGGAAGCGAGCCUCCGCACCAGCUCCAGCCACACGAUGCGAGCCCAAAUCGAAGUUAUACCAUGCAAAAUCUGCGGAGACAAAUCAUCAGGUAUCCACUAUGGAGUCAUUACAUGCGAGGGCUGUAAGGGCUUCUUCAGACGGAGUCAGCAAAACAAUGCCUCAUACUCCUGCCCCCGCCAGAGGAACUGCCUCAUCGACAGAACAAAUCGUAACCGCUGCCAACACUGCCGUCUGCAGAAAUGUCUCGCCCUCGGAAUGUCCAGAGAUGCGGUUAAGUUUGGCCGAAUGUCCAAAAAGCAGCGCGACAGCCUUUACGCAGAGGUCCAGAAGCACCAGGCACGACUUCAGGAGCAGCGACAGCAGCAGACUGGUGAAGCUGAAGCUCUGGCACGCGUUUACUCCUCCAGCCUAACCAACGGACUGUCCACCCUCAACCAUGAAAUCGGGGGCACUUAUGCCAACGGUCAUGUCAUAGAGCUACCCAAAGGUGGCCAUGGUAAUGGAGGCGGAGUGCCAGGGGGCUACUAUGGCAUCGAUUCCACCCAGCCGUCUCCAGACCAGUCAGGUUUGGACAUGACGGGCAUGAAGCACAUAAAGCAGGAGCCGGUUUAUGACCUGACGCCAGUACCCAACCUGUUCAGCUAUGGAGGCUACCAGGACAGCCAGUUUGGACCCAGUAAUGUCAGCAUGGGAGAGCUAGACCGUAUUGCUCAGAAUAUCAUCAAGUCACACUUGGAAACAUGUCAGUACACAACAGAGGAGCUGCAGCAGCUAGCCUGGCAGACACAUUCAUACGAAGAAGUCAAGAUGUACCAGAGCAAGCCUCAGGACGUGCUGUGGCAGCAGUGUGCCAUCCAGAUCACCCAUGCCAUCCAGUACGUGGUGGAGUUUGCCAAGCGUAUCUCAGGGUUCAUGGAACUGUGCCAGAAUGACCAGAUCCUCCUCCUUAAGUCAGGUUGUUUGGAGGUAGUCUUGGUGCGGAUGUGCAGGGCGUUUAACCCUCUUAACAACACUGUGCUCUUUGAGGGAAAAUACGGAGGCAUGCAGAUGUUCAAAGCUCUAGGUUGUGACGACUUAGUGAGUGCAGUGUUUGACUUUGCCAAGAGCAUGUGUUCACUGCAGCUAACAGAGGAGGAGAUUGCACUUUUCUCAGCAGCUGUACUAAUUUCUACAGAUCGGCCCUGGCUAAUGGAGCCGCGAAAAGUCCAGAAGCUCCAGGAGAAGAUCUACUUUGCUCUACAGCACAUUAUGCAGAAGAACCACAUGGAUGAAGAUGCACUGGCUAAGCUGAUCAGCCGAAUCCCAACAUUGUCAGCCCUGUGCACCCUUCAUACCGAGGAGCUUCAGGCCUUCCAGCAACUCCAUCCAGAAACGGUCAACGUCCUCUUCCCUCCCCUCUACAAAGAACUCUUUAACCCCGACCCAAACUCUGCCAUGGCCAUGCCCAAGUGAGGUGGUCCAAAAUCCACCAAACAGCCACAGAAGAGGACCAAUAAAUUUAAAGUACGCUCCGUCCGACAAGACAACAGCGACCGUGUCGACUGUGUCAUUGUAGCAACCAGGUAUUUUUGAGCUCCCCAGGCUCGUUUCAGACCGGUGGGUGAGGAUUCAUCUACUAGAAACUCGCGUUAUCGCCAACAACACUAGGAAUGUCCUGCACUUAUCCCAUCCUGUUCACCGUUACAGUCUGAAGAAUGUAUAUAUAAAUGAAGCGUGCCCCAGCCACAACUUCAGAGGGACUUCCACGUGUUUCCUGAACUGAAGUGACUGACCAGAAAUGUACAGACUUUAAAACAGCUAGAAACUAUUUCAAGCUGUCAAAUCUGUUUGUUUUUUUAAAGAUGGGUAAGUUAAUUUGAUUUAACUUAGAAAAAUAAUUGUUUUGUUCUUUUUUUUAUUUACCCCCAUGAAGACUUCGUGACCAUGAAGGAGCUGGAUGAGGGAGGGGACUGGAUUUAGAGA